AUGACAGCAGAAGGGCAGGUGGGGGUAAUCAAAAUUUCGGAGGUCCUUGAAAAUCUCAGAGAUGAUAUAAAGGAGCUCACGAGGGCUUGGGUGGUUCCGGGAUACCAAAUUCCCCUCUACACCCAGACUGCACCGAUGAUUCAGUUGUUCAUCGAGGAGCUCGUCAAAGAGUAUAGGUAUCUUAAAGGAGCUAUUAACGAUUUCGGAGAUUGGGAUGGAGACGCCGACGGGAAGCCCUGGGCCAGAGACAUAAGAGCACUUUGUUCGGCUCGAGACAUUGAUUUUGACCCCUGCACAGUGGAUGAAUCGGAGGCAGCCACGGAGAACGCCCUAACAGAAGAUAUUAUUACUGCUGGUGUCCUGGAAGAUACAAAAUUUUCAGCGUUGAAACUCACAAAAGCUAGUGUCGCGACCGGCUACGACUUGGAUGACUCACUUACAGGCUACACAUCGCCAACCUCCUCCCGUUCCGCGUCACCCACGCCCUCUGAGCUCGACGAGAUGGAGAAAGAUCCUACUUUAUGUGUUGGAGUCAAGAAAAUUCCACGACCUGUGUACCUUGCGCAACUAGGCGAGAUGGUCCGGAACACUAGAGUGAAGCCCGGCGAAGAGAGUCAGGAAGACUUUUGUAUUAGCCUUGACGAACCAUCCCAGGAGCAGGAUUUGUUGCGCACACAGUUACUGAAUGAAAUUUAUUGUCGCAAGCAAGAGGAGGGAAAAUAUAAAAUGGGACAUACUCAUGAUUCAUGCAACUCACGUCUCGGACGGAAGCACAGCAGAAUCUCACCAUCUGACUCAAUGACAUCCAACUCGUCAUCCAAACAUCGACGAUUAUCAUCAUCCAAAGAUAUAUCAGACCUCAUCACCGCAAUACCCAAACCUCCUGCAAUCACCAAGCAACUAUCUCGAUAUGUCCUUCAUGCACAACAGAAGUUCACGCCAUAUGAGAAGCUGCAUGGUCGCUUGCCCAAUGCACUAGAGCUUCGCUACACUGAUAGGUUUUGCGGGAGGUACCCUGGCGAGACCAAUAUGAGUCUAGCAGAUGUCCAAGUGGGCAAAGACGUCCUCGAGCGUGGUGUUGUGCUCCUAUCUAAGGAGACUGUUGCUCAAAUUAUUGUCGCCAAGCGGGCUGCUUGUGAAUCUAUGCGCUUGCGCGCUAUGACAAUGGCUUGGAAAAUCCAGGCCUCAUCGGAACACUCCAAGCUUCUUGAAUUGAUUUUCAAGGACGAAGCUAAAAAAUUUGCCGAUCGCGCUGCAGCAGUUUCCUUUAUGGAAACACUUGUUCCACAGGACAAGCAAGAGCUUGAGUCUACUGUAGACUUCCACGUUGGUGCAUACAGUCACGACCUCACAUCACUUGCUGUUGGUGACCUACAACUUGAACAAAUCGAGGACCUUGCAUGCAACUUGCCUGAGAAAGGCAAGUCGCAUCAUCAUCAUGAUGUGAGAAGGAAUUUUUCGGAGUCUGAGUCAGAAUUCGAAUGGGAUGGUUGA
Molecule: messenger RNA, 1494 nt
Organism: Suillus discolor
Lineage: Eukaryota; Fungi; Basidiomycota; Agaricomycetes; Boletales; Suillaceae
Exons: 4
Coding region: 1-1494 (497 amino acids)
Source: RefSeq, a predicted model, not a curated record